This is a messenger RNA of Polyodon spathula (Mississippi paddlefish), 1557 nucleotides long. RefSeq names its product FA complementation group F (gene fancf). Gene Ontology annotation, cellular component: Fanconi anaemia nuclear complex. The coding region runs from base 267 to 1334 and encodes 355 amino acids. Gene Ontology annotation, biological process: interstrand cross-link repair. The transcript has a single exon. NCBI's taxonomy places the organism in Eukaryota, Metazoa, Chordata, Actinopteri, Acipenseriformes, Polyodontidae. The record is from RefSeq and is a predicted model, not a curated record.
GCGGCAAAGGCAACUAAGAUUAACAGGUAUUAAUCAACAGCAGUAAAACUGCUUAUAUGUGAAGUUACUUAAGUGGAAACUGAAAUAAUUUGUUAUGGAGAAUCCGUUUUAGACAGGGAAUCAGGUGUUUGUUAUGCCACACUAUUAAAGUUUUAGCUGAGUGGUGGCGCUAGUAUAGCAUUGUAGUAAUAUAAAACACAUUUAGCUAACGCUGCAGCAGUUAAAAAUAUGCGUUUCACGUACAGUUUAUUUGGAUAACGUAAAUCAUGGAAAGUGUUUUGCAGAAUCUGAACGGCGUGGCUGAACUGUUGGCAGUGGCGCGGAGCGAGUAUGUGUCACACUGGGACCCCGAGACCGUCCAUCGGGCUUUUCAGUGGGCGACUUAUUUUGAGCACCUGCACGGCAGGUUCCGCACGAACACGCGUAUCCGCAAAGCACUGGGCGACAGGCUGGUGUCCAUCAACGGAAGCCUGAGCAACGCGUUUGAACUGUACCGUGAGCUGGGUUUCGAAGACUUGGGUCACUGCCGAGGCGUCUUGCUCGCCUCGCUGUUGUCGAACCCGGCCCUUCCCAAAACCGUGUCCGACACUCUCUUCGUCAGGUUCCGUCCUUGUUGCCGUGACACAACGGGGCAGCGUGACCAGUCUGACCUGAACCACCUACUCGGAAUCGCCAGGUUGAAAGCUGCAUCUACCGUCCUGUCACACGCCCUAAAACUAGAGCGCAGGACCGCCACUAACCCAUACCUGUUGCUGUUGGAUCCUGUAACUGAAACAGAGGGUGAGAUGGUAUUAAAAAGUCUAGAGACACGGAUGCGGUGUCCGUCCGCUUUCCCGCGGGACGAGCUUGUCGACAGCCUUUUCGCACAGUUACAGCAAGACGAAGUAAACAGGUCAGAUUUUUCAAAGAUCUUGGCUGCUGUUCUCUUGGCUAAACAAACUAGCACGGAGAGCGGUGCGGUGGACCUGGCUUUGAAGUGGUUGCUAAGCAACAGAUGCCAGCUACAAACAUUCUGCCACCGAGUGCCUUGCGCUUUGCUAUCUGAACUGGCUCACCGGUACCCCUCGUUCAGAUGCGCCUACCUGGAGUUUUUGACCAAAUGGGCGCGGUCUAUGGAGUAUGAUUUUAGUUGCGGGGCCUGGAGACACGGCAGUUCUCCAGAACUAAACUGGAAGGAACUGCUGGCCCGUUUUAGGGGUCUUUUGGAGGGACCGACGUUAGUAAAAGAGGCGACUGAGACUGCCUUGUGCUCUUUGAAAGCAGAUGAUGGUGAUUUUGAAGUGUGGGGCAUAAGCGUGUGGACAGACUUGCUUAUUGCACUAAAGACAAUGUGAUUGCUAUGUGAUGUAUGAUGGUGUUUAUUGUCUCUGAAAAGACUGGAAUGCUAUGGGCAUCACAUGACCACUAUAAAUACUUACUUAGAAAUUCCUCAGUGUUAAUGCAUGCAUACUUUAUGCUUGUUUUGUUCUGUUUUUUUUGUUUGUUUGUUUGUUUUUGUCAAUGUAUAUACUGUGUUGAGUUACAUUCUUCUUUUAAGUUUUGUUUUAUUUUAUUUUG